CAGACUCCCCGCCUCCGGCCACCGAUAUAAACUCCCUCCGCCCCCCGUCGCAUCAUCACCGAGGCAUUCCACAAAAUCAGCAAGCGAUCCAACGCAGUCCAAUCGGAGGAGACCGAUCGAUCGAGCUCGGAGAUCAGCAGCGAGCGAGAAUGGAGGCCAGGAUGUUCGGGCUGGAGACCCCGCUGAUGGCGGUGCUGCAGCACCUGCUGGACAUCCCGGACGGCGAGGCCGGCGGGGCCGGAAACGCCGGCGGCGAGAAGCAGGGCCCCACGCGCGCCUACGUCCGCGACGCGCGCGCCAUGGCGGCCACCCCCGCCGACGUGAAGGAGCUGCCGGGCGCGUACGCGUUCGUGGUGGACGUGCCGGGGCUCGCGUCCGGCGACAUCAAGGUGCAGGUGGAGGACGAGCGGGUGCUGGUCAUCAGCGGCGAGCGCCGGAGGGAGGAGAAGGAGGACGCCAAGUACCUGCGGAUGGAGCGCCGCAUGGGCAAGCUGAUGCGCAAGUUCGUGCUCCCCGAGAAUGCUGACAUGGAGAAGGUCUCCGCCGUGUGCCGCGACGGCGUGCUCACCGUCUCCGUGGAGAAGCUGCCGCCGCCCGAGCCCAAGAAGCCCAAGACCAUCCAGGUCCAGGUCGCCUGAGAGAUGGAUGGGACGACCGAACCAGAGAGAAGGUCCUUUGCCUGCACGCCUGAUCGAAGUUGAGUGGGUAGUGAUCGAUGAUUAGGGAGUGAGUUUCCCAUGAUGAUGUGUCUGUUUUUUCUAUCUCUGCUCGUGUGGUGUCCGAGAGUGUUGUGUGGCUAGUUUCCGCUUUCAGUGCGCAAUUUCAAUGAAAUUUCGGGAAUAUCAUCAGUUUUGGUUCUU
Molecule: messenger RNA, 860 nt
Organism: Triticum dicoccoides
Lineage: Eukaryota; Viridiplantae; Streptophyta; Magnoliopsida; Poales; Poaceae
Product: 17.5 kDa class II heat shock protein-like
Exons: 1
Coding region: 150-638 (162 amino acids)
Source: RefSeq, a predicted model, not a curated record